Molecule: messenger RNA, 777 nt
Organism: Branchiostoma floridae (Florida lancelet)
Lineage: Eukaryota; Metazoa; Chordata; Leptocardii; Amphioxiformes; Branchiostomatidae
Exons: 4
Coding region: 98-568 (156 amino acids)
Source: RefSeq, a predicted model, not a curated record
GUGAAGGUUGGCGAGGGAGUAGGGGACCUGUAAGACUCAAGUUCACCUCAUCAGAACAGUGGCAGAUUCAGGCUUACCGUGAAAAGCACGCGAAACCAUGGAAUCAACGAAGGAGGGCUCGGUUCAAGUUGCACACCGAUAUGGUUCCAUACGACAAGAACGCCACACACACAGUGCCCCUGUUGGUAUAAACCGAAGUGGUCCACGGGACCUCCAAGCACAGAAGGCACCAACGAGACGAGCGUUGAAGGCAGUUGAAGACGACGCAACCGAGAUAUUAGAGAGACGUAAUAGAGAAAUAACGAGACUAAAUAGAGAAGUAGAUGAAUUCAAGAAGGCGUCUAAACAAAACGAACAAAAGAUGCAAAGAAUGAAGAACCUCCUUGAAAUGCAUGAUAGAAAGUUUGAAGACGUGUUAGAGAGACUUGGGUAUUUGAACCCGUAUGAUUAUGACGAGAUUGACGAUAAGGUCCAGGAACACCUGUACAAUAUCUGGGAAAGCCUUUAUGAUGAUAUCACGGCUUGGCUCGGUGGACCUAAGCGAUUUGAUUGGAAGCCGAUUCCCUGAUUUUAUUUUAGAUUUGUUGCCAUCUUUCGCCGUAUAUGUUUGUCGGCAGAUGUCAGAUUAUUCAAUUGAAAUGCUUGUAUAUGCUCAAUUAUGAAAAUAGGCAGCAAUAAUCAUUGAAAGGUUUCCGAAAUAUGGAGAAAUAUUCUAUUGUAUGCUUUUGGAUUAUCAGUGUACAGACUUUAUACAUUCAUUUUCUUUUUUACCUCAAU